CUUUAUAUUUUAGAGUCUCCUUGAUGAAAGGUAAACUAUGAUUAUGUCUGCUGACACUAUAAAUUUAUGCUUAAGAGUGUGAUUUAACAUGCAAUAACAUGUGAAUUUAUCUCUUCCACCUCUUUUGUUUCCUCCAAUUAGUAAAUCUAAUAAGACUGAGGUACAUCUUUUAUAAUUUGCUGUCAUUCAGAAAACUAUAUUGUCAUUGAAGUCAUGCACCAUUUAUUUGUUAUGGUAAUUAACAAAGAUAAAAAUUCAACUAUUGAUUACUUAUUUUUUAUUCAGGUGUGUACAUCUUAAAAAACUUGUAUUACCAGCGUGGAACCGAAUAAAAAGGACAAGCAUAUGCAAGGUCAUACGUUCAUGGAAAGGACUCGGAUCACUCACAAUGCCUAGCAUAGCUAAUUCCCCGAAAUAAUAAUAAUUUAUUGGGUUUCUAAUCUAAUUUGACUGCAAAAUGGUUCGUACUUUGCAUAUAUACAUAUAUAUCAUUGCUUUUCAAUUAUUCUAACUAUUUGUUAUGUUUAUUUAUUAUUAUGAUAUAAAGCAAAAUGUUAACGUUGUUGUUUAUUGGAUUUGUAACUAAUUAUAAAUUAUACAUGAUGACUUAGAGUCGUUCACGCAUUCUCCGCAGCAGAACGCAGGCUUAGUUGCUAGUCUUAUUAAAAGAACAAGCAAGAUUUUACUAUUCCUUGGAGUCACAUCCAAUAAGUGACCCUUUUGUAAUUAGCCAAAACUUGGAGGGGUUUUAAUGCCAUUGAGGUUCUAAUUAAUUAGCUUAUGACAAUUGAACCCAUUUGAACCAAGUCAAUGGGUAUUUGAUCUAAUUCAAAAAGUUUUGAUGACUUUUGCGUAGAGGAAGACUUUUACACGCUUUGUAAUUUAGGUGUUGUGUAAGUGUAAAUUUGUUAAAAACUCGGCUCCCUUGUUCUCAAGCCUUUAAUGCAAUUGAGGUUCUAAUUAAUUAGCUUAUUACAUCACCUAGGAUUAUUAAAUACACUUGUAUAUCCAAAACUUUCACGGUUGUGCCAAUAAUAUCCAAAUUUCCCGAAAUACCACUUAUAUCCAAUUGCUUCACAUUCUUUAACGGUGUUUUUGGAUAUACAAGUGUAUUUAACCACAAAUAUAUUGGGAAAUGGAUAGAUUUGGCAAAGAACAACUUUAAAACAUGGAUAUAAGUGGUAUUUCGGAAAUUUGGAUAUUAUUGGCACAACCGUGAAAGUUUUGGAUAUACAAGUGUAUUAAACCUAUUUUUUAUUGUUUUUAAAUAAACAUAUUGUUUAAGUAUGUCCUUUUAUAACAAUUGAACCCAAAUUCAUGUGUGUUUGCAAUCGAAUCAAAUUUGAUUCAAACAUGAAACGCAUGUUAUGUUUUUAUAACUCAUGAAAGUUGGUUGAUGCUGCCAUUUAGUUCUGCAACUGCUCAAUUAACUAUUGAACUAUGUGUUGUUUAACUAAGAUAUGUCUAUCAAUUGUAAGCACUAUUUGCUGCUCAAGAGUGACAACUUAAAUAAAUGAAUUUCAUUUUCUCAGGAACUGAUUUCUCUACUGUCAUAGCAUCCAAAAUAAAAGAUAUGAUAAUCACUACCACCGGGGAGAAAAAUGAUUGAUGGGAUCAUGGGAAUGACACAAUUCACACUUCUCCUAGGCCUGUCAUACAUGUAUGUGAACCUCCAUAGAAAAGGUAAUUAAUCAACGCAUACAUACAUGUAGAUCCUAAGCACAUACUGAUUGCUCAAUAUGCAUUAUGAAUGGAAAUUCAGUCCCUUUUUAGGACGAGGAAACGAAAGGGAUAAUGACAUGAUGGUGUGGGUGAGAUAUAUAUAUAUAUAUAUAUAUGAGUUGGUACUGUAAAUGGACUGUCUGGUUACUGCAAAAUGGCAUUAGCUGGUGAUGACAUUUUAAGAAUCCUUUUGUCCUAAACACAUAUUGAUAUUCCAUCAUGCAUUUGGAAAGAAAUCCAAUCCCUUUUUAAUUAAGAUGCAUAAACGAAAGGGAUAGCGAAAGGGUGUAGGGGAACAUGUCUGAGCUGGUAUUUAUUAUAUAUGAGUAGAAUUUGGGGUUCCUGCAGAAGGCUAAUAAUUGGUGUUAGAAAUUUGUUGGUUUCCUCUUUUCUUGGUCAUUUUAUAAUUACUUCAUAGGAGUUUUACCUCCUAUAAACUCAGGAUCAUUAACUUUUCUAUCUUUGAUUUGGGUAAUUGUGUUGUCUUUCCUCCCAACAUUGUGCAUUUUGCUGCCUAAGAACAGAGGAGAACCAGGCACCUCAGUUGUCUAGAGAAAAGGCGGAGGAGAAGCAUAGAAACAUCAACAAAUGUUUAUGGGAAGAUUUUGGAUUGUGAUUGAAUGCACUGGCAGUAUGAAUGUUGUUUGACUUAGUGCCUCAUCUUUAGUUUCGAUCUUGAUUUUAGGUCCAUGUAGAGUAACUUUUGAUCAAUGUUUUACUUUUGUUUACUGUAACACUUAUUGUUUAGUGUUCUUGCUAUACCAACGUAUUUACUUUUCAUAUUACACUACAAUAAUUCUAAAAUCAUAAUUAUAGAUUUUCAAAUAUCGCGAAGCACAAACGAGCUGGUCUUUGCUAAUAACAAACUUUAUCAAGCAAAGACGCCUCUAUCAACGACCCGGCGCGAAGCGCUGUACUAGAUCCAAUUAGUUUAACUGUGUAGCUGCUAGGGCUGCAAACGAGUCGAGUCGAGUCGAGUUUUUGCUCAGCUUGAGCUCGGCUCGUUUAUAAAUUUUUCAACUCGAGCUCGGCUCGAACUCGAAUUUUGAUCAUCUAGCUCGAGCUCGAGCUCGACUCGAUUAAAAAUAAUCCAGCUCGAGCUCGGUUCGAUAGAACUCGAUAAAUGCUCAUUAACACAGCUUGUCAAGCUGAGUACAAGUUCGGCUCAAGAUGAGCUUGAUUUGAAAUCAUUCUUUGUUGAAAAAUGUGUACAAAUAAGAAUAUUAGAAACUAAAAAUGAUAAAAAGAACACUAAAAACUAAAAAUAACAUUUAACUUUCAUUCACAUCCUUAUUAACAUGAUAAUUUUAUGUUCAAAAGAGUAAUUAAUCCUUCCACAAGCUCUAAACAAGCCAGCUCGCGAGCUUAGCUCAACAAGCCACCGAGUCAAGCUAGCUCACGAGCUUAUCAAGCUGAACAUGGUAUAGCUCAAGUUUGGCUCGUUUACUAACGAGUCGGCUCGCGAGCCGGCUUGUUAAAUAACGAGUCGAGUGUCGAACGAAUUUUUUUCGAAUCGAACGCCGAGUUGCUCGCGAGUGGCUUGGCUCAUUUGCAGACCCGAUAUCACCCUAUGGAAAAGGACACAAGAACAGUCGACCGACAGUCCCACACUGCCAGCACCAGCACACUCCCAAAGCAGCCAUGGAUAAGCGGUUAAUCAAAUCAAAUAAUAUAUUCGCCCAACUACUUCGACGCCAAGUUGAUUCCUCCCCCUUAAAUUGGCGGGGAGCGAUGGUCGCUGCCCCCGCCAAAUUGCAGCUCCAGCUCCAUUCUCCCCUUAGGGUAAAAUCCUCACACUAUCUCUCCAUCUCGAUCACCCCGAUCCCCAACCCAUGGCCGUCGAAACAGCGAUGGUCGUCAUCCUAGACCACCACAACCCCCACGAACCCGCCGCCGACUGCGGCUUCUCGGCGUUCUUCGACGAAGAAGAAGAGGAGCAGCUUCUUUUGGAGGCCCUGGAUGCGGAGCUGGCUCAGGAGCUCCAGUUCCAGGAAGCUCUCCGGGCGUCGCUAAUCAUCAGCAGCUCUGACUCUUCCCCCGCCGCCGCUGCCGACGAAACGGAAACGGCGCCGUCUUCACCAACUGCGCCGCCGGCAGAAAAUCAGAUCCCGUCGGGCCCAUAUCCCGAUUUCCAGGCGGGAGUUAAGCGGGAAGCAGGGGAAUCGUCCCUCUUUUUCUGCGAGAUUUGCAGGGAGAGGAAGGAAGACCAUCAGGUGGUGAGGAACGUCUACGACGAGAAUGGCGGCUGCAGCUGCGUUUGCUUUGACUGCAUAAAUGUCAACGCCGGCGGGGAGCGGGUCAACAACGGGUACUACGAGAAGAAGGGGAAGACGAAGAAGCUCAACAAGAAGAAAACGGUGGCUAAUCCUAAUUAUAAUAAGGAUCAUCGCUCGGGCGCCAGCAGCAAUCGCAGACAUUUCCCCGCCAAUCGCCCGCCGCCGCCACGUGUCAGUUCACCGUCUGUCUAUGAAGUGGAACUGAAAGAGAAGCUGAGGAUGGCAAAGGAGGAAACCAGAGUGCUAAGGGAUAAGAUCCAAUUGCAGCAUCAAGAGAGCAAGGAAGCGAUGGAUUUCCAAGAGCAGUUCUUCAAGGAACAAAUCAAGAGCAUUCUGGAGGGAAGAGUUGAUGACUAUGAUGGUGGAAAGGAAGAGAAGAAGAAGGAAGAAGUUGCUGCAGAUUGCAAUUCAGUUGAGCCUGAACCCGAAUCUCUGCCCACUAAGCAUCUGAACAAAGGAAUGCAAAGGAUCAUGGAAGAGAUUCAGAAGAUGAGGAUUAACAAAUGGGAGGCUGCAGAUCAUAAGUCAUUUCAAUGUUGAAACUAGACAUCUCCAUCUCACUAGACACUAGAAGUAGCUGUAGCUGGCUACUGGAGCAAUGAUGUCCCUUCAAGAUUAGCAGAUCGGUGAUGUUUUGGUUGUUGGUUAUUGGUUUCGAAAAUAGAAUCUUCAAAUGGAGAUGGUGAUCAAUCUUUCCAUCUCAUCCUCUUAAGAGAGAAACUUGCCCUUCAUUAGGAGAUCGUUAAUCUAUGUUAAUUUGGAAUUUUUGGCUAUUAUGUCUUGGAUUUUUAGGAAAGCAUGUACUUUGGGAAAUGAUGGAAUAUUGUGAUAUAAGUUGAUAAAAAUGCCAAAACUUUACUAGUGAAGCCCAUCUCCAAGUCAUCAAGUCGGUCGUAGGCAAGAUAUGUUAAUAAGAUUUAUAAUUAAUCUUAUAUUUAUAUAAUUCGAGUUAUUGGAAUACAAUAGUUUGGUCAAAGGGUUAUAGGUAUAAUAUGCCCCUCUACUAUGUGAUUUUAUCAAACAUGUCUCUCUACUAUAUUUGACAUCAAACAUACCCCUGUACUUUGGAAAAAUUAUCAAACAUGCCCUUCUUUUAAAAUUUCUAUUGAAAAAAUUAUCAAUCAUGGUUGAACCGAGCUUUAGACGACCCGACAUUAGAAAAUGGGAGGAAAUAUGUUAAUUUUGUCCCCUGAUUUAUUUCUCUAGGUCUUGAUAAAGUGAAAUUACUAGUUAUUUGGCUAUAUAAAAGAACCAAAAAAUUUAUAAAUUGGAUUUAUUAGGGAUAUUUGAGACAUUUGUGUUGCCCAAACAAGGUUCGGUCAUGGUUGACGGUUUUUGUAUGAAAAUUUUAAUAGAUGGGUAUGUUUGAUCAUUUUUCCAAAGUAUAGGGGCAUGAUUGAUGUAAAAAAUAGUAGAUGGGCAUGUUUGAUAAAAUGACAUAGUAGAGGGGCAUGUUAUAUCUAUAACCCUUUGGUCAAAUGAUAGGACUUUGCUACGGUAACUUGCACUUUUAGGUCGACCUCAUAUAAGAUUAGGUCGACCUAAUUUGUACUUUUAGGUCGAUCUUAUAGAGCAUUAGUCGACCUAAUCUGCACUUUUAGGUCGACCUUAUAUAGGAUUAGGUCGACGUAAUAUGUCGUUUCAGUUUUGUGAGGUUCAACGACGCGGUUGACAUUUUAUAGCAAUACAUCUCCUUGGAAACACAGUCUGUUUGGCAGAAAAAGGGGGGAUCUGAGAUCGCUUAGAACCCGAUUUUCCCAGGUAAUGCGAGGAUCAUGAUGAUCGCUUAAGACCCCAUUUCCUUAGACAUGCAUUUCUUUAUAAAAAGUCUAAAUAAGUGUUGCUGUAUUGAUUUAAAUUAAUGAAAAUAAUCAAUACGAUUAACAAUUAAGUAACUUAUUGUACAAGCAAAUAAAUUACGUUAACAAAAUAAAAAUUACAAGUGAUGAUAAAUAAUAUGUACCUUGUGGUCGUUCCGAACGUCUCUUGAACGAUGAUUGUAUUGAUCGUAUAAAAUAGUCAGAUCAAU
Linum trigynum is the source of this 6027-nucleotide messenger RNA. NCBI's taxonomy places the organism in Eukaryota, Viridiplantae, Streptophyta, Magnoliopsida, Malpighiales, Linaceae. The record is from the annotation of a GenBank genome assembly.